This is a messenger RNA of Saccostrea cuccullata (small rock oyster), 4261 nucleotides long. RefSeq names its product kinesin-like protein KIF28P. The transcript is spliced from 26 exons. NCBI's taxonomy places the organism in Eukaryota, Metazoa, Mollusca, Bivalvia, Ostreida, Ostreidae. The record is from RefSeq and is a predicted model, not a curated record. The coding region runs from base 425 to 3496 and encodes 1023 amino acids. Gene Ontology annotation, molecular function: ATP binding; microtubule binding; microtubule motor activity. Gene Ontology annotation, biological process: microtubule-based movement.
CGUUUCCUGACAGCAGCGUAAACUAAGCCAUGUGCAGCGGUCACGUAACCACUAUAGCACAAUCACAGAGUCGAGGUUUCCUCGUCAACUUGUAAUGUAAUCAACAUUUAAAGAUCGAGGCAUGCGUUAAAUACCCUUCGAUCAGCUGUUAUUAUACCCAUGUAUUGGAAGAUCUGUUAAACUAUUGACAAAACAGUUUUGGCAUUACCUAUUGUUAUGAUUAUUGCAUACGUAGGAAAUUCUUCACGCUCCCUUGAGGAAUUUAAAAGUGGAUACGUGAUUAUGUUAUAAAGAUGCGGCAUUUGUGUAGUUAGUUUGGAAUUAUUUUGCGCCACCUUUUUAUUAUGUUUUCUUAUUUAAUAUGGGUGAUUAAUAUUCUGAACUAUUCCCUGGAAAUAUUGUAACUGUGUUCAUUUAAACUAAGAUGCCGGGAGGAGCAGAUAGCGUCAAAGUAGCGGUGCGUGUGAGACCAUUUAAUCAGAGAGAGAGAAAUGCAGGGUCAGCUUGUAUCAUAUCUAUGAGUGGAGAUUCCACAACAAUAAAAAAUCCAGAGAAUGGUUCCACAAAAACAUUUUCCUUUGAUUACUCCUACUGGUCACACAACGGGAGUCAAGAGAAUGAGGAAGGGGUGUUCAUUCCAGACUCCUCCAACAAGUAUACAGAUCAACGUCGAGUUUUCCAGGAUCUGGGUCAAGGGGUUUUGGACAAUGCCUGGCAGGGAUAUAAUGCAGCCCUCUUCGCAUACGGUCAAACAGGGUCAGGGAAGAGCUACUCAAUGAUAGGGUACGGUCCAAACAAGGGGAUAGUUCCCAUCACCUGUGAGGAAUUAUUCAAGGCCAUAGAAACAAACAAGGACAACUCAAAACAGUUACAGCCCACUUGUGAGAAAGAGGUGUCCUUGGAGGUAUCCUUCAGCAUGCUGGAGAUCUACAAUGAGAAAGUUAAGGACUUGUUGGUGAAGGCCAAACAAUCACCUGAGGGGCUGAAGAUCAGACAGAACCCACAGGCAGGAUUCUACGUAGACGGGCUCAAAAAUGUGCCAGUGAGGAAUUACAAAGAGAUAGAGAAGCUGAUGGAGCAGGGUACUGUGAACAGGACCACCGCUUCCACAAACAUGAAUGCCACCAGCAGUAGAUCACACAUGGUCAUCACCAUCAGGUUCAACCAGGUGAUAAGAAAUGCUGGGGGUGAGAGUAACACCAGGAGUAGUGACAUUAACUUGGUGGACUUAGCUGGGAGUGAGAGGGCGGACUCCACAGGUGCUACAGGGGACAGGUUAAAGGAGGGGUCGGCCAUCAACCAGAGCCUCUCAACACUGGGCAAUGUCAUCAGUGCCUUGGCAGACAUUUCUGGAGGUAAGAAGAAUGUGUUGGUGCCAUAUCGUAACUCCGUCCUCACCAAACUGUUACAAACGGCACUUGGAGGAAACAGUCGAACCAUCAUGAUAGCUGCAUUGAGUCCAGCAGACAUUAAUUAUGAUGAAACACUUUCUACACUGCGAUAUGCUGACAGGGCCAAGAAGAUUCAGAAUAAAGCUGUAGUUAAUGAGAGUCCCACAGACAGACUGAUCCGCGAACUGAAGGAGGAAAAUGCUAAGCUGCUGGCGGCACUCGGGAAAGGAGGAGGGAAGACGGCAGACUCAGAAGAGUUACAGAGACUUUUGCUGCAGAAUGAAUCCAGGAUGGCAGAUAUGAACAAGUCCUGGGAACAGAAACUAGAGGAGGCCAGAAAAGAGUGGGAGAGGGGCCAUGGUGUCAGUCUGGAGCAUGAAGAGGAGCACACAGAAUGGAGGACCGUGCCUUACUUCACCAACAUCAAUGAGGACUCACAGCUGUCGGGGGUCGUCAAACUGUGUAUUCGUCAGGGUGAAACAACAUUUGGAAGAAGUGCGACAGCAACACAUUCCAUCAGGGGAUUAGGAAUUCAGGAUCAGCAUGCUGUAAUUAAAAACAAUGGCUCAAAGGUCACACUUGAACCUGUCAUUGGAUCAAAGAUUUAUGUCAAUGGCAUCAAGCUAAAAUCUAAAGAGGAGUUGCCUCAUUUGAGCCGGAUCAAGUUUGGGUCUAGUUGCCUGUACUUAUAUGUGGGUCAAAUGAAGGAAAGAAAACCAAAUGAAGAAAAAGGCUACGAUUAUGACUUCUUCAUGGCUGAAUUAGCAGAGCAUCGAGGGGUGGCCAUAGAUUUACAGACGCCACGCAUCAGUGAAUCGAUGGAGAAUCUGAAGUCCUAUGUCAUAUUCCAAGAGUUUAUGGACCUGCUUCCUCAGAUAUCUGAAGCUAAUGCCAUUAGUGUAGAAUUAAAAAAGGGAUUGAAAUUUGAGGCAGAAAUCAAAACCAAUGAAUUCCAGCCACAACAGGCAGCAAAAGAAGUUCAAAUCAGGGUCACCAACCAAAUCAACAAGAAGGUGUGGGUUUGGUCUAGGGAGAAAUUCCUCCAUCGUAAGGAUCUAAUGGAGGAGCUGUACUGUAAAUUUAUGGAUGGGGAGUCCCUACCCCAGGGAAGAGAUAAAGACCCCUUCUGGGACCCCGUAGAAGACAUCUUCUUGGGGAGCUGCCAUGUGAUGUUACAAAGCCUUUCGUACUGCGUGGAAACAGAUGAACAUUUUACGCUACAUAACUACCAUGGCAGAGAGGAGGCUGUAAUAAAAGUCGGGAUUUUCCCUCUGGAUCAGAAGGGGGCUCGUCUGGGGGAGGAGAGUAUAGUAGAACCCCGAGAGUUGGUGGGGAAACCCUUCAGUUACGAGAUUUGUAUACCGGAAGCCAUGGGGGUCAGAUGGUGCUCAGAGGACAGGUCAAGGGGCGUGUACUGCAAGUUUUUAGGCAACAAGAACACAGUAAAGAGUGAUACGGUCUGGGGAAAAAGUUACUGUGACUUUGACCUGAAGCAUCAAGUCAAGGAGAAGAAAGUCACACACGAGUUUAUAAACUACUUACAGACUCAUUCCCUGGUGGUGGAGCUCUGGGGAACACAGGAUGUUGGAUGUUUAUGUUGUUAUCCAUUGAAUGAAGAGGACCAGUUACAUCGAACAUUUAAUGGCAAUGGGGUUAGUGAUGUAAAUGGUGAUGUUCUUUCACAACUUAAAAAUAAGGAACUGGAAAUUGAGGGACUCAAUGAAGACUUAGACAGCCUGAAAAAGGAAAACUUUAACCUGAAGAAGAAGUUGGACAAGCAACAGCAGCAGAUUGACAUCAAGAGGAACAGAAAGGGUAUGAGCAGUGUACCUCCAGCGGCCAGUGUGGGAGACAUUGGAUUGGAUGCAGACCUAGCCCAGGCCCUCAGGCUGUUCUUCAGAGAUGUAAAAACUGUCCAGGGUCAGCUCUCAGAGAUCAAGGAAUAUGCUAAAGUGUGUCAGCAAGGUACCUCAGACAAUGGCAACAUAAAACAAGCUCUGGGGAAGCAGGAGCAGAAGUUACAGGAAAUGGAAAACAAGCUCUCUGGCUGUGUCACGUCACUGAAAGACAGUGUUACAAACACUCUGAGGAAGGGAAAGAGAUGACAGGUUACAUGACUAAAACUCACCAAUCAAAUCGCAGAUCAUCCCAAGAUUGAUGCUUGUAAAACAGAGGUCAUGAAAUGGCUGUAAUGUUAAUCAUUUCUUCAGAACUGUGAUCCCAGUGAUAUCGGAGCUAAAUAGCUCCUUGUACAAGCUGCAGUAUUAUACAGAUGGGCAGAAUCAAAUACACAAGUGUUCAUAGUUAUUUUAUACAUGAUUUACCCUAAGAUUCAAAAUAUAAAAAUAUGAUUAUAAAAUACAGUGAAACCUGACUAUCCUGACAUGCCAUCAGAUGACAAUUUUGGUAUCAGUAUAGAGAGUGUGUUAGAUUGCACAGUGUAAAGAACAUAAAAAAAUUAUAAGAUGGUUAUAAAAUAAGGGUCAGAAUCUACAGUUGAUCAGAUUGCACAAGUGUCAGAUUAGACUGUAUUUAGUAAUUUACAAGCAAAACUGGCAAUAAACAAAAAAUUAAUUACUUUUUGAAAAAGUAAAUCAAAUUUUAAGGCAUAAUAUUAUAUAUACAUUGUCAGUAUUUGGAAGGUAAUGCUGUACUCUGUAAAUCUGCCUAAAUGCUUUUUGAGAAUUGUUUUCUAUCACAUAUCACAGGGUGUUAUAAGCACUGUACAGUGUACAUUACAUGUAUGUCCAGAACUAGUCUUGCCUUUAUGUGUUGCAUAUUAUAUUAAAAUAUUGUGUAUACCAUGUUAAUGUACAAUUCAUGAACAUGACUGAACCUAACAUACCUUCUAAUAAAUGGUCAUUAUCAAA